GGAACACUUUGUCGUACAGGCGCAGCACUCUGGUUCGAUCAACCACCUCCACUCAUUCGUCUUCUCUUCUUCCGCUGUAGAUAUUGCAAGAGAAGCGAGGAACAUCGUCAGUGUCAUCGUUGUUGGUUGGGUCUUGGUAACAUCCAUUCGAACGAUCGCAUUAAGGCCACGGCAAGUAGGUGGAUAAGGCAGCACGGGCACAGUGAAGCUUCACCCGCGCUUUACUGGCAAACUGAUUGCAAAAUUCGCCCAUAUCAAGCAUUACAGCGACGCCAACAAGGCGCACAAUACAGGAUCGAUAGGACAACCGGCGCGCUUGAAAGCUAUUGACGGAGCAGAGCAUUUUCUAGCGUAUCUUGGGCCAACAGCUGCGGGAAGGUCACUUCGAGGACUGUAAUCAUGCAACAGCCGUUUCCCCUAUACGCGCUGAAGUGGCUUCUCCUCACCAUAGCCGUCUCCGCACAAUCGAUCACCGACAGCGUCUCCUUCGGCCAAAGACACCCCAUAGCAGCAGACGGCGGUAGCAUACCAGGCUGGCAAGCAUUUGACGAGAAUCACCAAAUCCAAAUACUGAGCGAUCGCAUCAUUCUUACCCCUCCAGUCCCAGGCAACGCAAGAGGUGCGAUAUGGUCAGACAACACCAUCGCACAAGCCGACUGGACAGCCGAACUCGAGUUCCGCGCCUCAGGACAAGAUCAGGGCACAGGUAACCUCAAUAUCUGGUUUACGAAGGAGAAAGGAGAGAUUGGCACAAACAGUGUUUAUACCGUGGAGAAGUACGACGGCUUAGCGUUGGUUAUCGAUCAAUAUGGCAGCACAGGCGGCAAGGUUCGAGGCUUCUUGAAUGAUGGCAGUCAAAAUUUCAAGGCGCAUACGAGUCUCGAAAGCUUAGCGUUCGGGCACUGUGACUACGCAUACCGCAACCUUGGGCGUCCGAGCAAGAUUAGCAUUUCGAAUCACAACGGCCUGACCGUCUCCGUGGACGACAGGGAGUGCUUCCGUACCGAUCACGUGAGUCUGCCGGCAGGAUAUCACUUCGGCAUCACUGCCGCAACAGCAGAUAAUCCGGACUCUUUCGAGAUCAACAAGUUUGUCGUUUCGUCUAGCUCUGGCGCCCCACCCCCGCCACAGCAACAGCCGCAGACAAGCUCUUGGUCUUCUCCGCCACCGCUUCAGCGCCUUGACCGGUUACAACUUAGUCCUGACAAGCCGGCUGAACAGAUCAAAGGCAGCGAUCCGCAAUUCGCGGAUCUGCAUAACCGUCUCCAGGAGACCAAUCACGCCAUUGAGCGCUUGUUCGCCGAGUUUGACAACGUCAAUGCUCGGCUUCAGCAACAACAUGCGGAAAUGCUCAAUUCGCUCUCUCACACGGGCAGCAGAAGUGGCGCGCAAACUCCCGGCUCGUCUGACGCUGCAAUUAGCGAUCUGCGCAACAAGAUCGAAGGCAUCGAACGGACAGUGCAGCAAAUCCAGAAGGAUGUUGAGGGCAGGGACUACAAACAGCAUAUCAGUGAGCUGCAACUGAGCUUGGAUAGUCUCAGGGGCGGAAUCACGGAGCAUUUGCCCGAGACCAUGACCAGGUUGAUCAGGAGUUCGGCGCCACGGAUGGGCAUGUUUGUGUUUGUCGUUGUGGCCGUACAGAUCAUGCUGGCAGGAGCAUACAUAGUGUACAAGAGACGGCGGGAUAGGAUGCCCAAGAAGUACUUGUAAGUGGUUGUGGCUUGUAUGAUAUACACAGUCUGUAACAAUAAGCUUUUCGAAUACGACUAGAACAUAGCACAGCGGCAACCGGCGUUGAGACAUGUAUCGAUCAUGGUCGUUACGCUGGAAAAAGGUCUCAGGAAUGGGCGGCCUACGUUUCUGUCUCGUGUCAGUGCUCGUGACCGCUCCGGCCGCUACAUCCGUCUAUGUGCUCGCCUAAGCAUGUGCGGUGUGCGUUGACCUCGAAUUUGCACCGUGAUAGCCAAAACGGCGACCAACACACCGCGGCGGCCUCGCGUAAAGGAGUCGGAUGGCACCGCCCCGUGUCUCAGGCGAACCUUCACGCUUCUACUCACCGUUGUUACUGUGUGGUUGAGAUUUGUACACGCCCACCGCUGACAUGGCCCGACGGCCGAGAGUCCUUGAGACGUUGGUAUUGGGCGAACGGGCCAUCUGGCGCUUGUCGUGGUCUGCGCUCGACGAUCCU
Messenger RNA from Baudoinia panamericana UAMH 10762, 2188 nucleotides. RefSeq lists its product as uncharacterized. Gene Ontology annotation, molecular function: D-mannose binding. Gene Ontology annotation, cellular component: COPII-coated ER to Golgi transport vesicle; endoplasmic reticulum-Golgi intermediate compartment; endoplasmic reticulum membrane. NCBI's taxonomy places the organism in Eukaryota, Fungi, Ascomycota, Dothideomycetes, Mycosphaerellales, Teratosphaeriaceae. Bases 400 to 1710 code for a protein of 436 amino acids. The record is from RefSeq and is a predicted model, not a curated record. Gene Ontology annotation, biological process: endoplasmic reticulum organization; Golgi organization; endoplasmic reticulum to Golgi vesicle-mediated transport. The transcript is spliced from 2 exons.